CAAGACAUGAUUUUCUUGCCUGACACGAUCCUCUAUGCUCCACAUCAACUUAAAAACAUUUAUUCAUAAACAAACCCAUCCAUCUCUCUCUCUUAAACAUCUCUUUGGAUUGGAUAUAUAAUAACUGUGGUCGACGACGACACAACUUCCCCCAAACAAAACGUUACGUCUUUGACAUAAAAGAUGAGCGGAAGCACCACCGGUUGUGGAGGUCCAUGCGGCGCAUGUAAGUUUCUCCGACGGAAAUGCGUUGCUGACUGUGUCUUCGCUCCCUACUUUGAUUCGGUGGAAGGGACGUCUCAUUUCACGGCCGUGCACAAGGUUUUCGGGGCGAGCAACGCCUCCAAGCUCCUCAUGAUGAUUCCAGCCAGCCGGAGACUGGACGCUGUCGUCACGCUUACUUACGAGGCAUUGGCUAGGCUUCGCGAUCCCGUCUACGGAUGCGUUGGUCAUAUCUUCGCCCUUCAACAUCAGGUGAUGAAUCUACAGGCGGAGUUAGCUUACGUCCAAACUCAACUCUCAACAUUACAAGGUCUUCCUCCGCCGAAUUCUCAAAACAAUUCACGGACAGAAGCAGCCUCUUCAUCUAAUGUGCCACUCAUUUCUUCUGUCGAUAGCAAAGACAAUAUGUCUUCCUCGUCGUCACACAUUCCUUGUAUGUCACAACAACAAGAACAAGAACAGCCAAAAGAAGCUAUUGAGGUCCCAACAGAGUCAGUGGAUCUUAGCACAUUCUUUGGCCUGGAAAAUCCAGUGGAUGAGGACGGUGAUCUUAACGCUCUUGCCCGUGAGUUCUUCACUAAGUAUUUGACCGGAGGCAAAUACCGACCAUCUUCUUUAAUAUAACCAUGUUAACCUUUGCGACAUUUAUUAGGAACUCUUUAUUUUGUACUAACUGGAUUGCCCUGUAACUUAAAAGGGGCGUUAAUAGAUUCUAUUGGAUUUGCAGUGCAAACUCACAUCUCACAUCUCACGCUUGACGUCGACAUGACACCCAUGUCCCUCUAUUUUAUUAUAAGGCAUUGCUCCAUUUUAUUGGGGUCCAAUAAUGAAAAUGUUAAAUGUGUA
Messenger RNA from Arabidopsis thaliana (thale cress), 1068 nucleotides. It is a transcript of the gene LBD31, whose product is annotated as LOB domain-containing protein 31. The coding region runs from base 184 to 846 and encodes 220 amino acids. Lineage: Eukaryota; Viridiplantae; Streptophyta; Magnoliopsida; Brassicales; Brassicaceae. The record is from RefSeq and is marked reviewed. The transcript is spliced from 2 exons.